Molecule: messenger RNA, 1011 nt
Organism: Sinocyclocheilus rhinocerous
Lineage: Eukaryota; Metazoa; Chordata; Actinopteri; Cypriniformes; Cyprinidae
Product: protein CDV3 homolog
Exons: 5
Coding region: 250-948 (232 amino acids)
Cellular component (GO): cytoplasm
Source: RefSeq, a predicted model, not a curated record
AUCACAAAGGCGUUUUCCCAUCCGGGUCAGAUAGGAAGCAACACUAUCCGGUGCACUGGGCGACUGUGUCACACUUUCAGCUGGCGAGUUUGUCAUGCUGCCCUCAGCAAACCUUUAACCUGCGGAUACAUGAAACAUACGGAUUACCGGGCAGACACGCACGCAAGGGCUCGUUUGCUGUCGUUUCAGACACUGAUCUGAUCAUUUCUAAGCUUUUUUAGUGUUUAGUGAGGGAAAUUUGGGGAUAAGAUGGCGGAUGUGGCUCCGGCCGGCGUGGAGAAGAGUCUGGAUGACUUCUUCGCUAAGCGCGACAAGAAAAAAAAGAAGGAGAAGGGUAACGUUAAGGGAAAGGAGCAGGCAACCGGAGGAGCCGCAAUGGCGCUGAAAAAGACGAAAAAGGAGAAGGAGAAGUCGACGAAGAGUGAGAACCAGGACGCGCAGAUGGAAAAGGAGGAUGAGGAAUGGAAGGACUUUGAGCAGAAGGAGGUGGACUACACUGGGCUCAGACUCCAGGCCCUGCAGAUGAGCGAUGAGAAGGAAGAGGAAGAGUACGAGAAGGAGGAAGUGGGUGAGGAUGGUGAGAUCAUCCUAGUCACUGGUGAUAAAGUCUCUGGACCCUGGAAUAAAUCAAGCGGCCCCCCUUCAGCUGCUCCGGUAGAGGAAGUUGAGGUUCCUGAGCCCAAAGCACCUGGCGUGUAUCGUCCCCCAGGGGCCCGGUUAACCUCUACUAAGAGAGGCCCUACUCAAGGGCCUCCGGAGAUCUUCAGUGAUGCCCAGUUCCCCUCUCUCCUCUCCACCGCCAGACACGUGGAGACUCGCAAGGACAGAGAGAUGGAGAAUACUUUCGAGGUGGUCAAGCAUAAGAGCCGGGUGAGAGAAGGUGAAGGCCCGGGCUCCAUGCAGCAACUACAGUUAGAUAAUCAGUAUGCCAUCCUGGGGGACAAAUAAAAGCCAUCUCCCCCUCCCCCCCCAAGCCUACCGCCAAUGGUAAAGUAAGACUUGCAGGGGGAA